AUCCUAUUUUACAUUUUUAUGAUUGAGAAAUUUGAUAUACCAAAAUUAGAUAAAGUAGAACUCCUAGACAAAUUAUCUAAUAUUAGACUUCCUAAUGAAUUUAAAGAUAACUCCUCUAUUGGAUGGAAAUGUGGAACUCCAAGCUGGGCAGUGCAAGAAAUGGUUCGCGCUUGGAAGGAAGGAUUUAAUUGGGAAGAAAAAAGAAAAGAAAUGAGUCAAUGGCAUCAUUAUAAAACAACCAUCAAUGAGCUGAAUAUUCAUUUUAUUCAUGAGGUGUCAUCCAAGACUACAGAUGCUAUUCCUAUCAUCUUACUUCAUGGUUGGCCGUCUUCUUUUUAUGAGUUUCAUAAAAUAAUUGAACCAUUACGAGAUGGAAUAAAUUCAACUCAAUCAUUCCAUGUUGUCAUACCCAGUUUACCUGGAUAUGGGUUUUCUGAAGCCCCAAAAACAGAUGGCUCUGGUAGUAUAGCUCAAAUAGCAAAUAUUUUACAUAAGCUUAUGAUCAAAUUAGGCUAUCAAAAAUACAUGAUCUAUGGUACGGAUUGGGGCGCAACGAUUGGAACUUUUAUGGCACAAAACUUUUCUAAUUCAUGCUUAGGGUUUAUUACAAACAUGCCUAUUGCAAUGCCACCUUUACCUACAUUAUAUAACAUCAUCUUUCAUCCAAUUAAAGUAAUUUUAUUUAUCAUUUCUUUAUUUCUUGGAUUUGAUCUUGUUUAUGGAAAAGGAAAGACAAAGAGAUUAAAGACAACUGCUUAUGCUAAUGUGGAUAAAGAUGAAACGGCUGGAUAUCGAGCUAUUCAAGGCACUCGACCUUAUACAUUAGCUUUUGGAUUAACAGAUAGUCCUAUUGGUUUAUUAGCUUGGAUGCUAGAACCUUAUCAUCAAUGGACUUACUUUCCAUCUUCCUCUCAUCAGCUUGUUCUUCCAGCUACAGUUUCAGUUGAUGAAUUCCUAACCCAAGUAACCAUUUAUUGGAUAUCAAACUGUAUGUCUUCCUCUUAUCGAAUCUAUUAUGAAGUUAAAAAGAAUCAUAACAAGGCUUUAAAGGACAUGAUGAAAACAUACGUUUCGGUACCUAUGGCUGUAUCUUAUUUUGAAAAUGAGGUAGUAAAGCUUCCUCGUGAUUGGAUAGAAGUUAGCUCUCAUCUUGUUCAAUUCAAGUCUUAUGAUAAGGGCGGUCAUUUUCCUGCACUUGAAGUCCCUUCUUUAUUAAUAGAAGAUAUUCAAAAAUUUGGUUCCUAUAUAGUCAAUAAGAAUAGUAUUCAACAAGAACAGAAAAUGAAGAAACUACUUUAAAAUAAAUAAAACUAAAUGUUACAUUCUUUGUUACAAAAGAAC
Cokeromyces recurvatus is the source of this 1341-nucleotide messenger RNA. Its product is annotated as Alpha/Beta hydrolase protein. Gene Ontology annotation, biological process: epoxide metabolic process. The record is from RefSeq and is a predicted model, not a curated record. The transcript is spliced from 5 exons. Gene Ontology annotation, molecular function: epoxide hydrolase activity. The coding region runs from base 19 to 1299 and encodes 426 amino acids. NCBI's taxonomy places the organism in Eukaryota, Fungi, Mucoromycota, Mucoromycetes, Mucorales, Mucoraceae.